Messenger RNA from Nerophis ophidion (straightnose pipefish), 1399 nucleotides. RefSeq names its product oocyte zinc finger protein XlCOF8.4-like. Gene Ontology annotation, cellular component: nucleus. Gene Ontology annotation, biological process: regulation of transcription by RNA polymerase II; central nervous system development. The record is from RefSeq and is a predicted model, not a curated record. Bases 337 to 1263 code for a protein of 308 amino acids. Lineage: Eukaryota; Metazoa; Chordata; Actinopteri; Syngnathiformes; Syngnathidae. The transcript has 2 exons. Gene Ontology annotation, molecular function: RNA polymerase II cis-regulatory region sequence-specific DNA binding; DNA-binding transcription factor activity, RNA polymerase II-specific.
GGUUGACAACACCUCGAUGACGUCACACAGGAGGAAGCACAAAACAAGAUGGCGUCUGGCGGAGAAUACGUUGUUUUGGUUAUUAUGGUUUCUAGGUCUUAAUUACAACGUACAUGUGCACAGGUGUGUCGUUUAACGCGGUAAACGUCCUUAUUAAUUGUUUGUAUGCGGAUACAUUAGUCUGAGUGCACUUUGACGUGCUAGCCUAGCCUGCUGGUUAGCUUAGCUUGUUAGCUGCUAACAAAGAGAGGCGGAAGUGAUCGACACAUCAAAGCAGAGAUCCAAUACGUCUGUGAAGAACAUCUUCACCCUCAGCAACAGAAGUGGAGCUUCAGGAUGCAGACGGAGGAGCCACAGCCCUCCCACAUUAAGAAGGAAGAGGAAUACCUUCAGAUCUCCCAUUUUAAAAAGGAAGAGGAAAACCCACUAAUCCCCCAGUUUAAAGAGGAAGCGGUGGAUCCACAGAGCCCACACAUUAAGGAAGAAGAGGAGGACCCACUGACCCCUCACAAUAAAGAGGAAGAGGAAGAACACAGCAUCAAUCAGCAGGGAGAGCAUCUUGAAGGACUGGAGGAGGUUGAUGUCACCAAGAUGCCAGUGACUGGUGUCCCUGUGAAGAGUGAAGGUGAUGAGGUGAAAGGUGAAAGUGAGGAGAGGGGAGGGGGGGAGCCUCCAAGCAGCAGCUCAACACAACACAUGACAACAGAAGCUGAUGGAGACCACUGUGGAGGAUCACAAGCAGACAAGCUCUUAGCUCCACUAUCAGAUAGUGAGGACACAACGUCACACUCUCCUGACACUGAUGAUGAAGACUCUAAAGAUGAUAAGACAUGUCACACUGACAACACUCACUUCACAUCUUUUCACUGUCACAAAACCUUUAAAUACCAUUGUCGUCUGAAAAGACACAUGAGAACACACACUGGAGAAAAACCUUUUAUCUGUUCAAUAUGUGGUAAUGGUUUUACACAAAGUUGGAGUUUGAAAUUGCACAUGAGAAUACACAGUGGUAAAAAACAUUUUGUCUGUUCAACCUGUGGUAAAGGUUUUACACAAAGUACAGAUGUGAAAAUACACAUGAGAACACACACUGGUGAAAAACCUUUUUCCUGUACAACCUGUGGUAAAGGUUUUACAGAAAGUCAAAAUUUGAAAAGACACAUGAGAACACACACUGGUGAAAAACCUUUUUCUUGCUCAGAAUGUGGUAAAGAUUUUGUUCAAAGUAAACAUUUGAAAGUACACAUGAGAACACACUGGUGAAAAACCUUUUUCUUGCUCAGAAUGUGGUAAAGGUUUUGUACAAAGUCCCCUUUUAAAAGUACACAUGAGAACACACACUGGUGAAAAACCUUUUGUCUGUUCAAUCUGUGGUAAAGGUUUUACAGAAAGUCGAUGG